AUGUUCUCAGCUUCUGUCCGGGGUGUGGCCCGCGUAGGCUCGUCAAUUACCUCUCGUUCCUUCAGCACGUCCACCGCCGCCUAUGCUGCCGAGGUUAAGUCCCUGGGUGUGAUUGGGGCUGGUCAAAUGGGUCUGGGUAUUGCUCUUGUUGCUGCUUCAAAGGCCCAGGUUCCUGUUACCCUGAUCGACAGUUCCCAGGCGUCUUUGGAUAAGGGUCUCACAUUUGCCGACAAGCUCCUCCAGAAGGAUGUUUCCAAAGAGCGCCUUACUCGGGAGGCUGCGGACGCCGUUCGUGCGCGCAUCACUCCCAGUCUGAACAUGGACGACCUUUCGUCGGUCGACUUUGUGAUCGAGGCCGUCCCCGAAAUCCCCGACCUCAAGACGUCAAUCUUCUCCAAGCUCGCUCAGAUUGCACCCAAGCAUGCCAUCCUCGCAACCAACACCUCGUCUAUCCCGAUCACUAAGAUCGCUGCUGCCACCACAGCAGAUCCGACAGAUCUCCAGGCUCCUUCCCGUGUGAUCUCCACUCAUUUCAUGAACCCCGUACCUGUUCAAAAGGGUGUGGAGAUCAUUGCUGGCCUGCAGACCUCCAAGGAGACCAUGGACACCGCCAUUGCCUUUGUGCAGCGUAUGGGCAAGGUUGCGGCCGUUUCGGCUGAUUCGCCUGGUUUCCUCGCUAACCGUAUCCUCAUGCCAUACAUCAAUGAGGCUAUCAUCUGCCUGGAGACUGGGGUUGGUGCCCGCGAUGAUAUUGACAGCAUCAUGAAGAAUGGGACAAAUGUUCCCAUGGGACCUUUGACCCUGGCUGACUUUAUUGGUCUUGAUACCUGCCUGGCUAUUAUGAAUGUCUUGCAUCAGGAAACUGGAGACAGCAAGUAUAGACCGUCUGGACUGCUCAAGAGGAUGGUUGAUGCUGGUUGGCUGGGUAAGAAGAGCGGAAAGGGCUUUUACGACUACUAA
Messenger RNA from Aspergillus udagawae, 960 nucleotides. RefSeq names its product 3-hydroxyacyl-CoA dehydrogenase family protein. The transcript is spliced from 3 exons. The record is from RefSeq and is a predicted model, not a curated record. Lineage: Eukaryota; Fungi; Ascomycota; Eurotiomycetes; Eurotiales; Aspergillaceae. Gene Ontology annotation, molecular function: oxidoreductase activity, acting on the CH-OH group of donors, NAD or NADP as acceptor; NAD+ binding. Gene Ontology annotation, biological process: fatty acid metabolic process. The coding region runs from base 1 to 960 and encodes 319 amino acids.